Messenger RNA from Prorocentrum cordatum, 5297 nucleotides. The record is from the annotation of a GenBank genome assembly. NCBI's taxonomy places the organism in Eukaryota, Dinophyceae, Prorocentrales, Prorocentraceae.
GACCUCAGGGGCCUUGGGGGCGUAGUGGUGCUGAGCGUGUACCUACGCGACGGGGAGGGCCUCUCGGCGAACAACCUAGGCAUCUUUUGGCAGCUGGCCCAGUACCUCGGCGUGCUGGAGGCGGAGGGCUACCACUGGGCGGUCAUGGGAGACUGGAACAUGGAGGCGGACGUCCUGGACUUCGGUUGGAUCCGCAAGCUGCGUGCGCAGAUUCGGGUCGCUGACGCCCCCACCUGCAGGCAGGGCAGCUGCUCCAAGAUUGAUUAUUUCGUGGUGUCCAAGAGCCUGGCUUGCUUUGCGGCGGCGCCGCCGCGGCUGGACAGGGGCGCCAGCGCGUGGCCCCACUGGCCUGUCCACCUGCCAUUACGGGCGUUGCGGGUGGAGACGCGUCAGCAGGUGCUGGAUGAGCCGGGGGCAGUUCCCAGGGAGCCCGCCCAGCCUGGCUGUGCCCGUGGCCCCUGGCGCUGGACGGAGGUGAUGCGCUGCGUCCAGGCCGCGCGCGACGACCAAGGCCUGCAGAUCAUCUGGGACCUGCUGCUGGAGGGGGUCGAGGCGGGGAUCCUCGACGGGCCACCCCAGAAGCAGAAGCUGCGGGGGCCAGAGGCCCACGCCUGGGCGGCGCUGGCUGGGUGGGCGUCCGAGCUCCUCAGCAAACGGGGCCGCCUAGGCAAGCUGCUGGCAGCACUGUGCAGCCACAGGCAAGAAGAAGGCAGAGAGGCGGUCGCGGCGAGGGACGAGUGCAUGAAGUCUAUCGCGGCCACCGUGGCGCAUCUCAAGAUGUUCCUGGCGGACAUCGAGGACCAUGUUCACUGGCGAGCCCUGCCGCCGCGGGCACAACUGCCUUUCCGAGUCGACGCCAACUGGGCAGAGGCAGGCUUCGAGCGGGGCCUCAAGCGCGCGCUGGCUGAGGCGAAGGAGAAGCAGAGGAAGCUGGUUCAAGCCGACGAGGCCCGCUCGAAGGAGCGGGUGGACGAGGCCUUCCGUGGCGGCGCUGGCGCGGCGCAUGCGACCUCCAAGGUGCCUGUGCUUCAGGAGGUGCUACCCGCGCUGCAGAAGGAAGGCUCGGCGGCCUUAGUGGACAGGGAGGUGAAGCCGUGGAUCGACACCUGGAACUACCGCGGCCUCGCCAGCAUGGAGCUUCCCCUCGACGCGCAUGCAUGGGACAUGCUGCCGCCGCUGCAGCUGCACGGUGUACGCGAUGUGAUGCGUUCUUUCCCAUGGCGCACAGGGGUGGGCCAGUCGGGCAUUCCGCCGAGGGUGCUGGGGGAUCUCUCCGACGGUGCCCUGCACGCCAUGAUCGCGGUCUACCGCACGUGCGAGGAGCUCCUCGCGUGGCCGAGCGGCCGCCUCAUCAACACCAUGGUGAGGCUGUCUAAGCCCGACGGGGGCUGCAGGCUGAUUGGCCUCAUGCCGACCUUGGUGCGAGUGUGGGGCCGAGCCAGAAGGCCGAUCACCAAGGCCUGGGAGCUUGUCCAUCCCUCGGCCUUGGUCUGGGGCACGGGCCCUGGACGCUCGAGCUCUGACUCUGCGUGCGAGCUGAACCUGGCCUUUGAGCAGGCUCGCCUUGGCGGCAGGGACUCGGCCCAUGUUGUCGUCUGGAAGGCCUACGAGCUGGUGGCGCCCGAGGCGCAGCUGGUGGAGGCCCGAGCGCUGGGGUUCCCUAUGAGGCUGGUCUGGAUGCUGCUGAUCACCUAUCGGCAGCCAAGAACGCUGGCGGCGUUCAACACCACGUCGGACCUCUUCGUGGCCUGGCAGGGGAACAUCGCAGGGUGCGGCCACGCCAGCUCGCUGCUGCUGGUGCUCACGCUCCGUGUGCUGCAGAGAGCGCACUCCAUUGCGCCGUCGGUGACGCCGCGUGGCCUGGUGGACGACGCCACCCUGGGCUGGAGCGGACCACGUGGCGUGCCUGGCGACAGCCUGUCCGAGGCGCUCAAGAGCUUCUCGUUGAGCAUGGUGGAGCUCAAGCUAGUCAUGCAGCCGCAGAAGUCGGGGUGCCUGGCUUCCUCCGGGCAGAGGGCGCGGCUGCUGGCGACCUCCAUGCGGAGCGCGGGCCUCGCGGAGAAGUUCUGGGUGCGCAACCUAGGGCGCGAGCUCCACGGGCGGAAGGUGCUCCGCACACAUGAGAAGCGCCGCCUGCAGGCCCUCGCGGCCAGGCGCAGCCGGGUGGCCAUGCUCAUUCGGGCCGCUGGGAGGCGGGCAGCGGCGCUGGUAGCCGCGGGCCUGUCCCUUCGGCUGGCCAUGCGGCGCGUGGACUACGAUCCGAUCUAUGCAGCCGCCAUCCCGCUGGUGACGCGCCUGGCCAGCCGCGUCUGGGAGGGCCGAGGCCCGCUCGGGGCCACGUGGCUCGCGCUCGGCCGCAUCGGCUGGACGAUGACAGCGGCGUGGGCGCUGCAGACCGACCUGGGCGAGACGCUGUCCAUGCUGCGGGUGGCCCCUCGGGACAUCAAGGGCGCGCUGGUGGAGGGCAUCCAGCGCUGGCAGUGCAGCCACCUGCCCGAGGGCCAGGGCGAGACCCUCUGGCCUAGGGCAGUCCGCGCCAUUGCGUGCAAGGCGCGGCCCGCGGCGGAGCCGGGCCUGCGGGGAGCCAAGGACACGCUCAUGCACAGGUGGUGCGUAUGCCCUGCUCUCAUGGUGCCGCAGGGUGAGGAGCUGGAGCACCAGGAGCCGUUCCGCAUGCCGAUUGUGGAGAUGCGCCACCAGCUGGAGGAGGCCGAGCAGAAGUGGACCAUCGGGGAUAGCGAGCUGUCGCUGGCGUACGGCCUGCCGCUGCUGCCAGCCAUGCCGCCGCCUGCGCCGUCGGAGAACGUGGUCGUCGAGUGGGGCGCCGCGCAGGCGGCCUGCGGGCCGCUGCCUGGGCCGCGCCUGACGGUGGGGAGGGCAGAGCGGCAAGCGUGCCUAGUGCCCCUGGUGCAGGCGGGCUCCGUCCAGGUCAUCGUCAGCGUCCUGCAGGCCCUGGUCACGGAGGGCAACGACUGGUCCCCGAUGGCGCAAUCGGCCAGGGCACGGCACGCCAGCAUCUGGCGCCAGUUCCAUGCGGCUGCAGCGAGGCGCGGGGGACCGCCGCCGCGCUUCCGAUGGGUGCCCGCCCGCCGCAGCCUCCAGCAAGCGCUGGGCGAGGGCUUGCGGCCCCUGGGCUGGCUCGGGAACUGCUGGGCGGACUUCUUCGCCAACCUCGGCGCGGAGGGGGCCAGGCUGCCCAACGGCGCGGUGGAGGCGUUGCACGCGGAGCUCCAGCGCGCCCUGGAUACGGCCACGUUCCUGGGCUGGGCGGCGGCGCGCAUCUGCCAGCUGGACCUGUGGAGGCUCCCCCGGGAAGAUGGGAUACUCCAGCGCCAACAGGCACGGACGCUGCUGGACUGCAGACCCUGCCAGCCUACGGAGCUGGGCAGGAUGCGGGCCCGCUGCAGUCAGGGGCGGCCGCUGGCGAGCUCAGCAGCUGUCAGCGCGAGCCUGCAGGCGGCCGAGCGCCCGGAGGAGGAGGGGCUCCUGCCUAUGAGCGGGGCGCCCACCACGGCAGAGGGCCAGAGGUGGACGAUGCAGCAGAAGGUUGACUACCUGCGGGGGGCGGCCAAGGUGCCCCUGCUGCGGGCCCUGCCGACGUGGAGGCGACUAGGCCGCCACGGGCACAGAGGACACGGCGACCUGAACCUCGCCCCGAUCGAGGAGGGCAGCGAUCUCUUCGCCUUCGAAGCGUGGGGCCGCUCGGGGCCGUUGGAGGCCGCCCUGGGCAUGCUGGCUAGCAGCUCCUGGAUCGUCGAUCUGAUGGGCCAGGCCCUGGCUUACGCGUCCUGCAUGGAGGAGUGCGUCGAGUAUGUUUACAGGCUGCUGGACGAGGGGGUCUACCGCGGCUUCUUCGCGCAUGACAGCGACGAGAUGCGCAGCGCGGAGCGCCUGGGGCGGGCCGAGGAGUUCUGCGAGAGAGGCUGGCGGGACGGCGGGCCAUUCAGGGAUGCCCGCAUCGACGAGACGCUCCAGCUGGAGGGCGAGGCCAGGCAAGUCAAGCCCCAGCGGCUGCGUGGCGACCACGCUGCGGCGAGUGAUUUCCUGUGCGACCGUAGCAGCGCACGGCGCGCUGGGGGCAGACGCGGGCCUUUCUACUUCACCUUCUUCGAGCCCGUGGGCGGAGCGUAUGCGGCGAGGGCGCUCGAGGUCUCGGACGAGCGGCCGUGCCAGCCAGCCAGCCGCAGGGCCCCGCGGGAGGCCGAGCUGCUCCGCAGGGGCUUGCGCUGCCGCGGCCAAGCGCGGGGCCGACCCGUGGUCCACAACGAGGCCGAGCGCAGCGGCAGCCCCGACCCCGGCGCAGCGAUCGGCCUGGAGGUUCUGUGCAGCAUGCAGAGGGCCUUCGCGAGCUGCUGGGUGUUCGACCUGUGCGACUCGGAGGCCGCGGAGGACUCCUGGAUGGCAUGGGCGGCGCAGUAUGCCCUCGCAUGGCUGGCCAGGCCCGACAAUGUGGAUACGAGGGCAGUGGUUUCGAGGCGUGCAGGCUCCAUAGGCUUGCGGGCGCUGGUCCAGGCGAUGGUCAGGCAAGCGUGGCUCUUGAAAGCGGACGUGCGGCGCAUCGCAGUGGGGCACCUGAUGAGCCUGGAGACCCUGGGGGAGUGGCUGCACGUAGCCGCCAUGCAGUCGGCCACGCUGGACGACGUCUGCUGCACCAUGGAGGACGUCAUCGGCGAGGCGGUGGUCAACCUGCCCGCUCUGCCUGGCUUCGCUGGUGCCCUGCCUGGCCUGGGCCCCGCUGGCUCCAGCGGGCAGCCAUCCCGCCAAGCUGGCUUGCCGCGGCCCCGGGGCCUUCGCGGCCGAGGGGUCGAGGCAUUGCGGCGGUCGUGGCCAGGCACUUGGCACAACCCGCAGCUGCCGCUAGUGAACGCGAUGCAGGGCGGGCCUGAUGCCCUGGGCAGCGACAGCGACGGCGCGGGCGACUGGCCGCACCCCGAUGCGGCGCCGUCUGGGCUGCCUCCGCCCCCGCCUGCGGCCGCAGCGGUUCAGGCACCGCCGACGCAGCCAGAGGGGGCGGAUCAUGGAGUUCGAGGCGUUGCCGAUGCUGUGGGGGGCGACGACCCUGUGCUGGCUGUGCAGCUAGCCGAGGUGCACCUAUGGCACGGCCUGCGAACGGCGGGGCAGUAUGCUUUCUGCUGCAAGUGCGGGGCCUUCGCGCAGCUGAAGGGCGUGGACCGCGCCAAGGGCCUGAAGGCGGAGUGCGGCGGCCGCUUGCUGCUAGGGCCGCAGGCCACGGCUGGGGAGAAGAAGAAGAGGCUCUACCUGGGCCGUCUGCUGAGCGGCAAGGACCCGUACACUGG